GAGACCUGGGACUGGCUGCAGGCCAGCAGGGUGGUGAGGAAGCUCUGAACAGACCUGGGGACAGGGGCAAUCCUGGGCAGGAAUGAGGAACCAACUCCCUGCAGAAAAGUGAAAGUACUUAGGGAACUGGCCAGCGGACGCAGCGUGCUCUGUCUCCAACUAGAUGGGAGGAAGCUCUUGGGCUUGCCCACAAAGCAGGAAAUUCCAAACACGUGUCUUCCAGCCGAGCCAGACUUUUCUGAGCAAAGGGCUGGUUUAGGAUAAAUCGAAACUGAGCUGUGUUUAUAAAGUCACGAAUGCACUGAGCUCUUAGGAGAUGACUGGCAGCCUGUGAGGGAGAGCUUGGCCAGGCCAGUGAAGCACAGCUUCUGUCGGGAUGGUCCCAAGCUGCUAAGUGCUCCUCGGCCGGAGUACACACUUUUCCUUGGGGGUCUGUCACCUCAAGAGCUGACCCCAUGCAUGUCCAUGGCAUGGAGCGGUUUGGGACUAACCCUCUGUCCCAGAGCAGCACUAGCUGCCUCUCUGAAGACUCACAGGAUGGGAAUAUCCUAAUGGUUGGAGCGGUGAAUUCUUUGGAAGAAAAGAAGCUGAAAAGACGUCAAAAGAAUCGUGCAGCUGCCCAGAGGAGCCGACAAAAGCACACAGAGAAGGCGGACGAGCUCCAUCAGCAACACGAGCAGCUGGAGCAAAAUAACACAGCCCUGAAGAAGGAGAUUGAGGCCCUGAAGGAGGAGCUGAACUACUGGAAUCAAAUGCUCAAGGACCAUGAAUCCACCUGCCCGGGCAUGCUGACUCCCUCCUUGCCAACACAGGCCCCUCUUCUGCACUGGCUGGCAGAGGGGCUGAACCGGGGGAUACAGUGACCCUGGCUACCCCUUGGGAGUCCUAAGCUAAGGAGGGCUGUUAAACUGUGAGAGAAGAGCUGCUGCAUUGGAUCAGACCCAUAGACCCAUCCAGCCCGGUAUCUCUCCCUCCCUACUGCCCUGGCUCAGGCUCACAGCCCAUGUAGUUCCAUCUUUGACAUCAGCCAGAAGCAGAUGCUUGAAAGGACAGCACCAAAUGUAAUCUGGGAGGUGGGCUGGUGAGUGGAUGCAGCUUUGCUUCCUUCCAGGCAGCAGAUCUCUCCACAACAAUCAAACGGUCUUCCUCAUAUCAUGGUUAGAGGGGGAAUUCCUAACCAAUCCAUGAGGUAACCCAGAAUGGGAUCAUGCACAGACAGAACCCAGCACAAUACGGGGAGCAGAAGACCUUGCCGGAUGCUGUCUAACACUAAAGCCAAAACAGACUGGUGGCAUGUGAGGAGACUAAUAAAAUUCACACUCCCAACCUCCAGCCAACACUUGACCUUGCUCUAUCCAGCCUGGUCUCCCCACCCUACUACACAGAACUGGGGACACCAAUCAGCUAGGAUUCCCUAAAAGGUGCAACUCAGAGGGGCUAGUGCUAGGCCCUAUCCAUUUAGCCCUCAGUGCAGCCCUGGUGCAUUAUGGCGUCCAGGCUUUUUCCCUAGCCUUAAGCACAGUGUGAAUUUCACCCUAAGGAGCCAUUACCAAGCUGCUGUCUGGGCAGCAGUUUGUACUGAAAUGGAUUGUUAUUUUCCUGGGUUCUUUGCUAACUGGGUGCCAUGUUUAAUGAGACGAUGAACUUCUGACAUUUUUGUAAAUGUCUGUUCUAUGCAACAGAGACACUAUUUCUGCAGGAGAGUCUAUUGGCUUGGAGUUUGUGUCUGCAGAGGUGUGAACUUUACAUUAAACUGGGUUUAUUCUCUUGUA
This is a messenger RNA of Chrysemys picta bellii (western painted turtle), 1772 nucleotides long. RefSeq names its product basic leucine zipper ATF-like transcription factor 2 (gene BATF2). The record is from RefSeq and is a predicted model, not a curated record. Gene Ontology annotation, cellular component: nucleus. Gene Ontology annotation, biological process: regulation of transcription by RNA polymerase II. NCBI's taxonomy places the organism in Eukaryota, Metazoa, Chordata, Testudines, Emydidae. Gene Ontology annotation, molecular function: DNA-binding transcription factor activity, RNA polymerase II-specific; RNA polymerase II cis-regulatory region sequence-specific DNA binding.